AUGGCCUAUCUAGUUGAUUUGUCACCGCCGCUUGCUAAUCUUCAUGAUGUGUUUCAUGUAUCUCAGUUGAGGAGAUAUAUUUCGGAUCCAUCUCAUGUGAUCCAGGUGGAUGAUGUGCAGGUCGGAGAUAAUCUGAUUGUUGAUGUAUCACCCGUGUGGAUAGAGGAUUGGGAUAUGAAGCAGAUGUAUGGUAAAGAGAUUGCCUUAGUGAAGGUAUUUUGUGGUAGACCAACUGAUAGGAGUAUUACUUGGGAGCGUGAGAAGCAGCUGAGGGAGUCGUAUCUGAAUCUAUUUUCCUCAGCCGGGUGUUGGCGGAGUAUGUAUCCCGAAGAUAGUAUAAUUGAGCCGAAUAUGAGAAUUGAGAAAGUUACUGGGAAGAAGGAAUAUAAGAUAAUUAAGUUUGGGCCAAGUUGGUGA
Messenger RNA from Lathyrus oleraceus (garden pea), 417 nucleotides. RefSeq lists its product as uncharacterized. The record is from RefSeq and is a predicted model, not a curated record. NCBI's taxonomy places the organism in Eukaryota, Viridiplantae, Streptophyta, Magnoliopsida, Fabales, Fabaceae. The transcript has 3 exons. The coding region runs from base 1 to 417 and encodes 138 amino acids.